Messenger RNA from Seminavis robusta, 540 nucleotides. The record is from the annotation of a GenBank genome assembly. Lineage: Eukaryota; Bacillariophyta; Bacillariophyceae; Naviculales; Naviculaceae.
AUGGUUGCUCAUUCAUCUGGCAAGUGCCGAUGCGGGUCUGUCUCGAUCGCCAUUGACACCAAGCCGUUCUUGACCUACAACUGCCACUGUUCCCAUUGUCGUGCCUUUGCCAGCAGGCACCGUUCCGAGCCAGCUGCUUAUCAUGGUGGAGGGGCCGUUUUCAAGUGGAAUGUGGCCCUGGAGGGAGAAGAGAAUAUUGAAUAUGAACAAUCUACAUCACUAGGUGGUCUCUUGGCCAUGUCAAGGGGCAGAUGCUCCAAGUGUCAUGAAUGCAUUUGGGAAUCAGGAGAGCGCGCCAUGCUGCCUGUUGCUAUGGUCAUGACAGAGCUACUUCCCAAUCUCAAUCCUGACACUGAUAUCUUUUAUGAUUCGGGGCUGAAGGGAGGACCCACUACCUCUACAGUGAUUCGUUCCGACCUGGGAAGCCUGUUCUAUGAGAUAAUCGUGAUUCUCUUUAUGGCAGUUCCAACGAUUCCUUGGACUGUCUUGAAGCGAUUGACACGAAGGAAUGAUGGAAGUGCUCGAUCGAAGGUAGAAUAA